Didymella exigua CBS 183.55 is the source of this 952-nucleotide messenger RNA. RefSeq lists its product as uncharacterized. The coding region runs from base 114 to 779 and encodes 221 amino acids. The transcript has 2 exons. Lineage: Eukaryota; Fungi; Ascomycota; Dothideomycetes; Pleosporales; Didymellaceae. The record is from RefSeq and is a predicted model, not a curated record.
AGUUUUCAGAAACAUUCAAGAUAUCUAUUUAUUCCCCAAGGAUACAGUCGACUUCAUCGAAGAUUUCCCGUACGACAACUUCGACCACAUACAAGAUUGGAAAGACGACAUCCAUGAGUCGAUCCCGGUACAAUCACUCGUCCAAGGGUUCCAGCUUCAGCACUUCAACCACAUCCAUCGGAGGCAAAAGCAAAGUCUACUCGAUCUACGUGUCUACCAGAGUAUGGAACUCCACGCAUCCAGCUCCUGUCAAAUCGAAGACGCACUCUCUAAUAUACACAACGUCAGAGACAACAAGAACGUCCACAGAAUCUUACAAGACAACGAUGAUUAAUGGCACACCAUGUACAACGCUAUCAUACUACGAGCCGACUUGCGCUUGUACACAGACCACUGUUGUCCCUGUCGCUUACACGCCAGGACCGUCAUUUGAGGCCGCUCGCUUGGUUACUGUCAGUGGGGUUCCUUGUACGACAACACAAUAUUGGGAACCCACCUGCGACUGCAUACAGACUUCGACAAUACCAAUCAGUGCUGUCAUAGCAACUGCCAGCAUCCAUACGGUCAUCAACGAAGUUCCUUAUGUCACAUCGAAGUACUUUGAGCCUGCCUGCAAUUGUGUACAGUCUGCCACAGUACCAGUUCGAAUCGCAAGUGCAGAGGAGGGUUCCGAAUCAACUGCGCAGGCGGCUUGCUCAGAAGCGCCCAAUACUUUGUCUAUGUGUAUAGCAGCUUGUAUGCACCCUGAAGGGUCUAAAACUACCAUGUCACCACAGUAGACUACGGUUUCCCGAACCAAUAGUUCUCGGUAGUGUCGGUUACCGCCUCCAAAGGAGAAGUGAAUCUGCCACGAUUUAAGUCAGUCAAACAACGCACAUUCGGAAUGGAAGCGGAUGUAGUCGAAGAUGUUGCAAAAGUAUCGACAUGCGUGCUCUAUACGUCCGGACCGGGA